AUGUGGAAGUCGCAGAAAAGCUCCGGCUGUUUAUUCUUCUUCUGUUGCAUCUGCCUGGCCGAGUGUCGGGUGCUGAAGUUUGUCGUCGCCGUAUUGCGCCACGGCGACCGAUCACCUAUUGAGUCAUAUCCCAGGGAUCCGCAUGGGGCGGACGUGUGGGCUCAGGGCUUUGGACAGCUGACUGAGCUGGGCAUGAAACAACAGUUUGAGCUGGGCAGGUUCCUGAGGAGGCGCUACGGAGACUUUCUCAGCGAGGACUACGACAACAGAGAGUUUUAUGUCCGGAGCACUGACUACGACCGGACUCUGAUGAGCGCCCAGGCCUGCCUCGCUGGAAUGUUCCCCCCAUCCAGACGCCCGCCUCCCAUCAUGCCCCAGUUGCUCUGGCGGCCCAUUCCAGUGCACACCAUCCCCAGGGCUCAGGACAAGCUGCUGAAGUCUCCAGGCAAAGACUGUCCAAGGUUCAGAGCGCUGAUGACGGACACCUUCGAGAGUGAGCAUUACCAGAGGUUCCUGAGGACUCACCAGCACUUUGUGGAGGGACUCUCCAACCACACCGGUUACCCUGUGUCCAAACUGGUCGGCAAAAAGAUAUGGAGGGUCUUCGACACUCUUAACUGUCAGGUGGUCCAUAACUUGACUCUCCCACGCUGGGCCACCCAAGACGUCCUGGACACCCUGAAGAGAAUCGCGUCCUUCGAGGUCACGUACAGCAUCCUCAGCCACAAGAGGAAAGAGAAGGCCAGGCUCUCGGGAGGGGUUCUGCUGAAUGCCAUCCUGAGGAAUUUCUCCCGUGCCGUGGAGCAAGGCAGCAGCCUGAAGUUCAUUAUGUACUCAGCUCAUGACUCCACACUCAUCACCCUCCAGGCAGCGCUGGACGUGUAUGACGGCCUCCUCCCGCCUUACGCUGCCUGUCAGCUCUUCGAGUUCUACCAGGAGUAUGAUGGGUCCUAUUCUCUGGAGCUGUACUACCGUAACGACUCCAGGAGGGAGCCCUACCCCAACGCCUUGCCGGGAUGCAACGGGCUGAACCCCUGCCCCCUGUCCCUGGUCAGUGAGCUGGUGCGGGACGUGGUGGCGGAGGACUGGGAGGCUGAAUGUGGGUUUCGGACAAAAUGGUCCAGCACAGGUGUCUUAACAGCUCUUGCAGUGGCUGUGGGUCUCCUGGCAGUGGCGCUGUUGUGCAGCAUAGGAGUGGCAGUCCACAGGAGGAGAAGGCAUUACUCCAGGGAGGUGUAA
Molecule: messenger RNA, 1239 nt
Organism: Limanda limanda (common dab)
Lineage: Eukaryota; Metazoa; Chordata; Actinopteri; Pleuronectiformes; Pleuronectidae
Product: testicular acid phosphatase homolog
Exons: 11
Coding region: 1-1239 (412 amino acids)
Biological process (GO): lysosome organization; regulation of neuronal synaptic plasticity; peptidyl-tyrosine dephosphorylation involved in inactivation of protein kinase activity
Cellular component (GO): lysosome; postsynaptic membrane
Molecular function (GO): protein tyrosine phosphatase activity; receptor tyrosine kinase binding; acid phosphatase activity
Source: RefSeq, a predicted model, not a curated record